UUAAUUCAGUCAAAUGUUAUCAUACAGCAUAAUAAAAUAUACUUAAAAAUAUUUUAAUAAAUAGUAUUUCUAAAAGGUAGCGUCUACUACCGAGUGUGCUUAUCGUCCUGCUGUUUCAUAUAUUAUCUUUCUGUUCUCCCCACUUUUUACUAAAAAUUUAGAUCAUUUCUGGAAUGUUGUCAAUUUUAUUAUUAUUAAGCUACACACAAACAAAUUAUACAUUAUUUUAUGUAUAUUUCAUUAACGUUUAGAUCACAUAAAAAACUGCAUGUUUUCAUAAUAAAUUGUGGGUCAAAUGAAUGCAAUAAUCCGAUUGCCAUAAUCCUAUUACUUACAAAAGCAAAAAGAGCCCUGAACACUGAUUGGCAUGUUGUCCAUCCAAUGAUGUUGUAACCCCUCAACUACACAACCAAUGAGAGGGAGACAUUCGAACGCCUGGAGACGGGAAUCGGUCUUCUGAUUGGCUGUGCUCUGUAGGGGCGGUGUGUAGCGACAUGAGCGUCUUUGUCCGUCCGUUUACUGGAGUCUGGAAUCCGACAGCUAUAAUAAUCAGAAUGAGGUCUCAUGUAAACACGUUAUUCUGAAUAGACACUGUAAGUUAAGAAUUAUAUAUUUUUGUUUAUUCGUGUAAUAAAGCAGUUGUGGGUUCCUUAAAAAUCAGACAGAAAUGUCGAACAAUCGUACAAUCAGACACUUCUGGAACGAGAAGGAGACAGAUUUCCUGUUGCAGACAUUAAAAGAGAUGAAUAUUGAUCGAUAUAAAGACGGACGCAAGAACCGCAACAGUCUCAUCUUCAGAAAGGUUUGCGCUAAACAUAAAGCAGCGGGAUACAGACGCUCGUGUGAUCAGGUGAAACACCGCUGGAAAACACUCAAGUCCAUUUACUAUAAGGCUAAAAGACAAAAUGUUACAAGUUCUGACGCAUUUAAGCAUUUUGAUACAAUGGAAGAAAUAUUUGGACAUAGACCUUUGGUUGUGUCAAAAGAGACUAGAGCUGACAUCGACUCUAAAGAUGUAUCUCCUUUGUCAGAAAGCAAGUCUUUCACUUUUGAAGGUGAUGAAUGUGAUGAAGAAAACGAUGUGGAUGAUGUGGAAAGUGGAAAUCAAGAAAUCCAGACAUUGAAAAUUGAGAACGAUCCUUUCAUCCUCACUCAACCAUCACUUGAGAACACAGACCCUGUAGAAAGCUCAGCAUCCAACCAGCCAUCCAUUUCUCUAGAGAUUACAAACUGUACACAACCAUCCACUUCCCAGCAGACCCCUGUUCAAGAUGUGUUUAAAUGCAAAAGCCCUUGUUGCACUUCAUUGCAUGCACAGUAUCAAAGCUUCAUUGAAAGAAUGCAACAGACACAAAACCUGUGGCUGGAGCGGCAGCAAGAACAGAGUCAUGCCCGAGAGGAGCGACUCAUCGCUCGAGUGCUUGCUGAACACACCCGCUCUAUGGAGGCUUUAGUCAACCAGUUAUUUGCAGGAUUAAGAAGCCUCCUGCCCCAUUCAAAUCUACAGGCAAGUCCCACACCUAUGCGUACACCACCAGAUAUCUUCAAUACAUACCCUCAUCAUGUCAACAACAGUGCAGAGAACUGGCAACCAGCACACAACCCAACAUCAAGCAUUUCUUCUCAACCUGAAGACAAUUCACUUCACAAGAUAUCAGAGAGUGUAAACCAAUGAUUCAAAACAUCCUGUUUUGGAGCAAUAAAGCAUCUCAUUAACAUA
Molecule: messenger RNA, 1720 nt
Organism: Misgurnus anguillicaudatus (oriental weatherfish)
Lineage: Eukaryota; Metazoa; Chordata; Actinopteri; Cypriniformes; Cobitidae
Source: RefSeq, a predicted model, not a curated record